GGGCCCUUCUGCCGACGGCAGCUCCCACCUCCUCCGUGUGGAAGAGCCCGUCCCUGACCCCCGGUGCCCCGAGCCCCUCGGCCGAGUUUCCCUUCCAUUCCCAUGGAGUCCGGGCCGCUUGCCUGGACCUGGGAGCCCUGGGGUCCCGGACGAUGGCCCGGGCAGCCUCGCCCGGCUCCUCCCGGACCCGACCAGGAGAAAUGGGUCCGAGCAUCAAGUGUGACCCUUAGGUCCAACCCACCCACCUAACACCUGCAGGAAGGAGAGCACUAUGGAGGGCAUCAUUGAACAGAAGGCCAUGCUUGCACACAGUAAAAUCAGCGAUGCUGGCAAGAGGAAUGGCUUAAUUAACACCAGAACCUUAAUGGCUGAAAACAGAGAUGGCCUGGUGUCUGUGUACCCAGCCCUCCAGUACCAGAGCCGGAGGGCGGUGGCCAGUGCAGCUCCAGCCUCUCUGGACAGCAGCAGGAAUGAGCCAGUUCAACAGCUGCUGGACCCCAACACCCUGCAACAGUCAGUGGAGUCCCACUUUCGCCCCAACAUCAUCCUCUACUCAGAUGGUGUACUGCGCUCCUGGGGGGAUGGAGUAGCCGCUGACUGCUGUGAGACCACCUUUAUUGAGGAACGGUCACCCACCAAAGAGAGCCUGGAGUACCCCGAUGGGAAGUUCAUCGACCUUUCCUCAGACGAUAUCAAGAUUCACACACUCUCCUAUGAUGUGGAGGAGGACGAGGAAUUCCAGGAGCUGGAGAGUGACUACUCUAGCGACACAGAGAGCGAAGACAACUUCCUCAUGAUGCCCCCGAGGGACCACCUGGGCCUCAGUGUAUUCUCCAUGCUCUGCUGCUUCUGGCCAUUGGGUAUCGCAGCUUUCUACCUGUCCCAUGAGACAAACAAAGCCGUGGCCAAGGGGGAUUUCCACCAGGCCAGCACCAGCUCUCGGCGGGCCCUCUUCCUGGCGGUGCUCUCCAUCACCAUCGGGACUGGCAUCUACGUGGGCGUAGCCGUGGCUCUCAUCGCCUACCUGUCCAAGAGCAGCCACCUCUGAGCUGCCUCCAGCCCGGAGUGAUGCGUGGAAGAGCCCAGGGCGACAGUGCUCCAGGAAUGCCACCCAGGAGGCGUAGGAGCUGGGCAGCAGUCGGUCGGCAAGUGCUGGAGAUGGCGCCUGGAGUUUCAUGCCCACAGUCUCCUCCUGGGUCCGCUCUUUCAUUUUGUUUUCCAGCACUGUGUAGACCACGAGAUACUUGAGCAUCGAUCACCCUUCCACCGGGAAGCUCCAAAGAUCCUGACUUGGGAGGCAGUUUCCUGAUGGGCUCAGUCUGGUGGACAGCAGUGCACUCUACCCUCAGCCUCCGCCGACGCCAGGAAAGCCAUCGAAUUAGCAAUACAGCAACAGCCAACGUGGGGAGGAGAGGUUAUUUCUGUUGAAUCUGGUCCUAGAGGCAGAGGACAGGAAACAAGCCCCUCCAUCUUGAGAGGGGGGAGAGAGGAAGAGAGAGAAAGAAAGAGAGAGAGAAGGAGAGAGAAAGAAGAGAGAGAGGACCCUGCUGGUAGGACUACAGCUGUCGCGGGUCUGCAGAUGAACUUACCCUGAGAAGGCUAAGACAGAGGGCUCAGGACCUGUCCCCAGGCAGAAUCUUAUUCCGAUUGUGCUCAUCCCAGCCUAAGUACUCCAGGCCUCCUCCUACAUGUGUCUGGCUGAGUGGCCCUGACACAGCAGCAAUAUGCAAUCCUGAGACUUGGGACCUAGGCAGGGGCAGGCCAUAGCUCCUCUCACGAUACCUCGAAGAAGGACCCCCUGAUUUGCUCCAUAUGCUUUGAGAAGGCUGUUGGAAGACAUGAGGGGACUCUUCGGAACUCAUACGUGCUCCCCUCGGUCUCUGGCUGUGAGACCAGCGAUCUUCUGAAGGAUAAGAGUCUUCUCUGUCAGCUCUGAAUAGCUAUUUUCUUGUCCUUUUUUAAGUGCAACUCUUGCUUCAUGCUGCUUUGGUUAUCAGAUGAAUGCUGACAAAUAAGUAAUCAGAGACAUUUUAAUACCA
Molecule: messenger RNA, 2039 nt
Organism: Suncus etruscus (white-toothed pygmy shrew)
Lineage: Eukaryota; Metazoa; Chordata; Mammalia; Eulipotyphla; Soricidae
Gene: SYNDIG1
Product: synapse differentiation inducing 1
Exons: 4
Coding region: 272-1048 (258 amino acids)
Biological process (GO): positive regulation of synapse assembly; synaptic vesicle clustering
Cellular component (GO): intracellular membrane-bounded organelle; excitatory synapse; synaptic vesicle membrane
Source: RefSeq, a predicted model, not a curated record